Limulus polyphemus (Atlantic horseshoe crab) is the source of this 880-nucleotide messenger RNA. RefSeq names its product acyl-CoA synthetase short-chain family member 3, mitochondrial-like. The annotation marks the transcript as partial. The record is from RefSeq and is a predicted model, not a curated record. NCBI's taxonomy places the organism in Eukaryota, Metazoa, Arthropoda, Merostomata, Xiphosura, Limulidae. The transcript is spliced from 4 exons.
AGCAUUAGAGAAAUUUCUCUUUAGUUUUAUAUACAGCCAGUAUUCGUGUUCUGGAUCGUUGAGAAGUGAUCACGAAGAAUCAUAAACAAUGAUCUCAAAUCUUACACUUUCGGUGUUACGACCCUCCAGUCUUUUCUGUUUUUGGUCAAGAUCCGGUCAAAGCAAGGUUUUUCGAUUGUUUGCUGCUGGCAUGACGACUUGGCAUUCAGAAAUGCCAAGAGUUGAUCUACGAGAAACAGCGGACAAGUCUCUUUCAAAGGGUCAACCUUUUUACAGCCAGGAAUAUCAACAACAUUUCGAAAGCGCCAGAGAUGAUCCCGAAAGCUUUUGGGCUGAGGCUGCUCAGGAAAUCACCUGGUACAAACAAUGGGAUACAGUUUUAGAUAAUAAAAAUCCGCCUUUUGCCAAGUGGUUUCCAGGUGGUCUUUUGAACGUGUGUCAUAAUGCUGUAGAUAGACAUGUGGAUGCAGGUCUAGGAGACCGUCUAGCUAUUAUUCAUGAUAGCCCAGUAACAAAUACAGUCAGGUUCAUUACAUACAGACAGUUGCAGGACCAGGUUUCUAGUUUAGCAGGUACGUUUGCGCAAUGGAAUAUCAGAAGAGGAGAUCGGGUUGUAAUCUAUAUGCCAAUGAUACCAGAAGCAAUUAUUGCCAUGUUAGCUUGUGCUCGUAUUGGAGCAAUUCAUUCUGUCGUGUUUGGGGGAUUCGCUGCUCGAGAACUGGCUAUUCGAAUGAACCAUACUGAGCCAAAAUUGGUAAUUUCGGCUUCGUACGGUGUUGAACCAAACAGAUUAAUAGAAUACAAGCCCAUUUUGGAAGAAGCAAUACACCUGUGUGAGCAUAAACCUGAAAAAUGUAUUAUAUACAACAGGCCAGAGAUG